Molecule: messenger RNA, 855 nt
Organism: Nematocida parisii ERTm1
Lineage: Eukaryota; Fungi; Microsporidia
Exons: 1
Coding region: 1-828 (275 amino acids)
Source: RefSeq, a predicted model, not a curated record
AUGCGAAACCGGAGUGAAGAGUUGAAAAGAAGAAGAGGCAUUCUAUACGAAAAAAGACGAAUUAAGGAAAAGACUGAAGUAGAAGUUCUAUUCGGAAAAAUAUCUGAGAAUCUCUCAAAACUAGAGGAAUUGGUUAUUUCAGUGGAAAAGGAGUGCAGUAUAUACUGUAUUCCUAGCUUUGAAAGCAAAGGAAAAACAAUAGCAAAAAUUGAGCAGAUGAAAUAUGAAAUAUCCAUUGUGCUCACUAAGUCCAAAGGGAUUCUUGAUUAUUUCUCACAGAACUUCAAAAAAUCAAUUAACUAUACUCUAGUAGAGUCCAUAAGUGUUCAUUUUCACUAUAAAAUAGAUAGGCUAAUAAACAGAAUGAACGCAUCAAUGGCGAAUAUUGAAAAAAUAAAGGAACCUUCCACAGAACAAAAAAGCACAAACGGUGCAGAGUCGGUGUAUAAGUCUGUAUACCACAUAACUGAGCUAAUACGCGAACUAAAAACUGUGGUGAUUUCACAGUCAGACAAAAUAGAGCGGCUAGACAUAGCAAUGGACUACGUUUCUAAUAGUGCUAAUAAGUCUGUUAAUGAAAUAGCAAACAUUUCUGUAUUUGGGUCCCACAUUAAGAAUAGAAUCAUUUCUGUGCUGUUUAGCUGUAUUUUUGUAUUGGUUGUUCUGAGCACACUUAAAGCAUACUCCCACUCAAUGAAAUACACAAGAACUCCUAGUAAACCUAAAAUUACUAAUCAGAACGAAUUUACAAACCAUAGAAGAGAAUCUGUUUGGCAGAAUAAUCAAAAAAGAAGAGCCAUAGCCCACCCUUUAAUGAAAAUACUAUAAACACAGAAUAACAGGAUAAAAGCAGAA